AUGGCAACGUCUUGGCGUUUGCUGCUCAAUCGGACGUUGCCCGCUACACGUGGCUGCCACGUGCUCGCAGGCCACCCGCACGCGCAUCACUCGCUGCCAUCCCCUUCCCGCCUCUCGCGCCUCUCAUCGCCGCGGCGGCACCCAGCGACCCUGCACGCGUCUCGCCUAGCCCCCUCCCUCGCCACCUCACCGUCGCUCCUCUCCUCCGCGCCGCGCGUCUCCCCUCUCCCCGCUCGGCGCGCGUCGUCGCGGCACACUUUAUCGCGCGCUGCGUCGGUGCGGGCGGCAGCUGACGCGGGAAGCGAUGGCGUCGGCCCCGCCACCGCGGAAGCACCCUCACCUCCUGCAGCAGCGCCAGCAGCAGCAGUGGAUCCAGCGGUGGCGGGCAGCUCCUUGAGGCGGCGGUUCCUGGAGUUCUACGCGGCGAGGGGCCAUGCCGUGCUGCCGUCCGCGUCGCUGGUGCCGGCCGACCCCACCGUGCUGCUCACCAUCGCCGGCAUGCUGCCCUUCAAACCCGUCUUCCUCGGCCAGGUGCCGCCCACUGUGCCGCGCGCCACAACGAGCCAGCGGUGCGUGCGGACGAACGACGUGGAGAAUGUGGGGCGAACGGCACGGCACCACACCUUCUUUGAGAUGCUCGGCAACUUCAGCUUCGGCGAUUACUUCAAGCAGGACGCGUGCCAGUGGGCCUGGCAGCUCGCCACUCAGGAGUUUGGAAUACCGGAGGAGCGCAUCUGGGUGAGCGUCUUCCGUGAUGACGACGAGACGUACGCCAUCUGGAAGGACCAGGUGGGCGUGAGUCCAGAGCGCAUCCAGCGGCUGGACGAGGAGGACAACUUCUGGGCGAGUGGGCCCACGGGGCCGUGUGGGCCGUGCAGCGAGCUCUACUACGACUUCCACCCUGAACGUGGCAUCGAGGGCGCUGACCUGGGAGACGACUCGCGCUUCAUAGAGUUCUACAACCUUGUCUUCAUGGAGAGCAACCGCCGCGACGACGGGGGGUUGGAGCCGCUGCGCUGCAAGAACAUCGACACGGGGCUCGGCCUUGAACGCCUCGCUCAGAUCCUGCAGCAGGUACCGAGCAACUACGAGACGGAUCUCAUCUUCCCCAUCGUGCAGCGCGCAGCCCAGCUGGCGGGGGUGGACUACCACAGCGCGGAUGAUGACACCAAGCGCAUGCUCAAGGUGAUAGGCGACCAUGCGAGGGCCGUGGUGCACCUGGUGGCGGACGGCGUGUCACCUUCCAAUCUCGGCCGCGGCUACGUCGUGCGCCGCCUCGUGCGCCGCCUUGUGCGCACCGCCCGCCUUCUUGGCAUCAACUCAGGCAGCGGCGCCACCACCACUCACACCGACACCGCCAAUGGCAACGGCAGUGCUGCUGGGGGUGGCGACUCUGCCUUCCUGCCAAUCAUCGCUCAACAGGUGAUAGCCAUGAGUGCGGACAUCAACAGCAACGUGGGAGAGCGCGCGGAGCGGGUGGUGGAGGAGCUGAGGCGCGAGGAGGAGCGGUUCGUGGCCACACUGGAGCGAGGGGAGAAGAUGCUCGACCUGCUGCUCUCGCAGGCCCUCACCCACGCUGCUGAUGCUGCUGCUGCAGGAGGGGAGGGAGGGGAAGGGGCGGGGGUGGCGGCGGGGGCGGUGUUGAGUGGGCGGGAUGCGUUUGUGCUGUACGACACGUACGGGUUUCCCGUGGAGAUCACGGAGGAGGUGGCGCGGGAGAGGGGCGUGGCCGUGGACAUGGCGGGCUUUGAGCGAGAGAUGGCUGCUCAGAGGAAGCAGUCGCAGGCGGCGCACAGUGCCAUCAAGCUGGCAGUGGGCGGGGCAGCAGCGGACCUGGCAGGGCAGGUGCCCGAGACAGAGUUCGUGGGGUACUCGUGCCUCGCCUCCUCCUCGCCCGUGCUGGCGCUCGUCGUUGAGGGCAAGGUGGUGGAGCGCGCAGCAGCGGGGCAGGCGGUGGACGUGGUGCUGGCGCGCACUCCCUUCUAUGCCGAGGGGGGCGGGCAGAUCGCCGACUGGGGGCACAUGCGCGUGCUGCAGGGGGGAGGGGGGGAGGGAGGGGCGGUGGUGCGUGUGCGGGACGUGCAGCGCGCGGGGGGAGGGCUGUGGCUGCACCGGGGGGAGGUGGAGGAGGGCGAGGUGUGUGUGGGGGACGAGGUGGAGGCGGUGGUGGAUGAGGAGCAGCGCCUGCGCGCACAGGUGCGGGGUGAGGGCGCGAGUGAGAGAGUGAGGGCGCGGGCGCACCACACGGCAACGCAUCUCCUCCAAGCAGCGCUGCGCGAGCAGUUGGGGCCGGACGUGGCGCAGGCGGGCAGUCUGGUGGCGUUCGACCGGCUGCGCUUCGACUUCCACUUCCCGCGCGCCGUCAUGCCCGCCGAGCUCACCGCCGUGGAGGCGCGCGUGAACAAGUGGAUCGCCGCUGGCGCUGCCGUCACGGCGGCCGUCAUGCCCAUUGCUGACGCCAAGGCUGCUGGCGCGAUUGCGAUGUUUGGGGAGAAGUACGGCGACGAGGUGCGCGUGAUCGACGUGCCGGGCAUCAGCAUGGAGCUGUGUGGCGGCACUCACGUGGGCAACACGGCGCACAUCCGCGCCUUCAAGCUGCUCUCCGAGGCCGGCAUCGCGGCGGGUGUGAGGCGCAUUGAGGCCGUGGCGGGGGAGGCGGCAGUGGACCUGCUGCACCAAUGGGACGGCGUUGUCAAGGCGCUCUCCUCCUCCCUCAAGGUGAAGGCGGAGGAGGUGCCGGCGCGAGUGGCGGUGCUGCAGGAGGAGCUGCGGGCGGCCCGCAGCGAGGCGGAGAGCCUGAGGGGCGACCUGGCUGUGGCGCGCUCCCAGCUGCUGCUGGGGCAGGCAGAGACUGUUGGGGCUAUGGGGUGCAGGGUGCUGGUAGCGGAGCUGCCAGGGGUGACAGCAGACGCCCUCAAGACGGCCGCAGAGAGCCUAGCGGCACAGCUGUCGGGCGGCAGCAGUGAGAGUGCGGUGGUGCUGGCGUCCGGCAGCAGCGAGGAGGGCAAGGUGGCCAUCGUGGCUCUGCUCAGCCCCGCG
Messenger RNA from Closterium sp. Naga37s-1, 3039 nucleotides. Lineage: Eukaryota; Viridiplantae; Streptophyta; Zygnematophyceae; Desmidiales; Closteriaceae. The record is from the annotation of a GenBank genome assembly.